Messenger RNA from Homarus americanus (American lobster), 4012 nucleotides. RefSeq names its product serine-rich adhesin for platelets-like. The transcript has 6 exons. Lineage: Eukaryota; Metazoa; Arthropoda; Malacostraca; Decapoda; Nephropidae. The coding region runs from base 188 to 4012 and encodes 1274 amino acids. The record is from RefSeq and is a predicted model, not a curated record.
CUGCCGGCCUAAAGAGAGAGAACACAGCCACGACACAGACGCGGCGUGAUGGUGUGAGACGCCCCGCCUGAGGUCGCUGCUCGUCAGCAGGAGGGGUGGCUUUCUCGAGGACCCCUUCUUCAGGGAUGCCUGGGGGGACUACAACAAUGCUGUCAGGAGGAUCGUCGAUAGGUUCAACCAUGGCGGGAUGUUCGCGCCUAGGGACCGGCUCCGGGACUCCCACUACCACUCCAUGUACCGCACACUCCGCUCUGCCCGCAUCAACUACUCCGCCCAGGCUGCAAGGUUCAAAGAUGAGGGUGACUCGUACAAGUUGGUGAUGGAUGUGAGGGAGUUCGUAGGUGGUGAUCUGACAGUGCGUACAGCGGGUGGGACUCUGUCAGUGCGUGGGCGGCUGGAGACCGGCGGGGAGGGAGGCGACGCUGACUCCACUACCUCGCGGGCGUCCUCAGCUCGCACACUACACCGCCGCUUUAACCUGCCUCCCGACGCUGACGGUGAGAAGGUGGAGUCCAUGUUGUCCAGGGAUGCUGUCCUCACCGUCACUAUGCCUAAGAGGACUGAUGUGCGCGUGAUACCUGUCACUAUGGAGGGGGCGGGCGGAGGCGGCAGGAGUGGCACUAAGCGACACUCCGCCACCCAGCCUGACCCAGGACCCUCACCCCGCAAGAGGCCGCAGGACCACCACGACCCCAAGGACACAGACAAACGCACGACACAAACACCAAGAGAAAGAAGCACAAGCAGAAGGAGACACGCGUUUGGGAUGAGUGAAAACAAAGACGGAGAAAGGGGCCGAGAUAAUGAGAGACAAAACAGAAGAGAAAGAGAAGAGGAAACCGAAAGAUCCAGGGAGAGAACAAGCAGGAGAGGAAGUGAUAUAUUUAUGAGAGGCGGCUGCAACAGAGACGAGGAGGAAGGACACAGAAGGAGGAGCUACCUUGACAGUACACCACGAGGGGUAAACCAAGAAACAGAUUACGGUGACAAAGACAAUGUUAGUAGUAAUAGAAGAAGAAGCCGAGAUAUAGUAGAAGACGAGACCGAGGAUAAACACGGCCAAAGGAAUCGCCGAAGGACCUCCAAGUAUGAGGAUGUGAAGGAAAUCAACAUCCCGAUCAGAUUGGAAAACUCGGGUGACGCAGAGACGGUAGAACAGUACCCUGCCGCCGGUGACAUCAACACCACCACCACACACACUGGGUCUACCUCUGCCUCCCUCAGUAAAAACAAAAUCGAUUCCCCUCCAGUUACUCAAUCCCGAGACAGGGACAACACCCAACACCGACCAACAGUUCGUCAGAAAGUGGAGAAUGAAGCUUCCAUCGCCUCUGACAAGCCUCACAUCAGCUCCACUAUAUCCAAGGAUAAAUCUAAUAUCCACAAGGUCAGUGAGAAGGAAAACAUCAAGCCGUGUGAAGAAGGCUCCCCCUGGACCUACUCUAACUUAUACGUCAAUAAUUCUCAAACUAAAGAAAAAGGGCGCGAGAGCCAGACAAAUGCUACAAAGGCGACUAGAGGUAAAGAGGCAGAUGCCACGAAGAAAUAUCACUUUGGAAACAAGAGCCAGGGUGAGCCAGAGGUGAGGGUGGUGGCUCCUCCUGAAACUCCCGCCACUGCACUUGACGCCAACACCCACAAACAACAACUGAAGCAGAAAGACGCCAAGGGUGAUGCUAAGGAGAGUGUUAAGUAUCAUGAUGUGUGUGUUCAAAAAGACAAGGCGGAUAAAAGACAAGAUGAUAGUGAAGGAAACAAUAAUUACCUGAGAAAUUCCUCCCAAGACUCAGAGUCUCCUGAGAGCGGCAGUAAGUCUCCCUGUGGAGGUCGUGAGGUUAAGGUGGAAAAGAAACAAUCGGAUAUGGAGGGUGACAUGUUCAAGGAUUGCUGGCAGAACUUCAGCAGCACCUUACAGGAGGUCUUGGCACGUCUACAGGAGCUGUCCUCUGAGCUGGGACAUUCUAAACCUCAGAGCAAGACGUCCUCGCCGUCCACAGCCUCCUCCAGGCAGUCACCACCAAGUCCCUCACCCCAGCAGCCAUCCAACAUUCGGGUAGCCAGCAGCAGGAACUCACCACAUGAGGAGGUAAACAAACGCCCAACCUCUGUGUCCAGUGAAGGCAGCGAGUGGGUGGCAGGGGAGCGAGGGACGACAGUGGGCGUGGGAGGGAAGCCACCUACAACCCCGCCCCCCGUAUAUGCAGACGAGAGGUUAGCCACAAGGUCAGGGCUAAAUGGUCAUGGUGCCAAAUACGCUAAAGACUUUACUACACACCAAGACCCGUGUGUAACGCAAACCAAGAAGACUACACGUUACGAGGCAGACAAGCCAGGAAUGCAACAGGUGAGCGGGUCUAGCGUAUCGGAAAACGUGUCCGGGGUGCCACGGCGAGGUAGUGGUGAUGGUGGCGGAGGUAGAGGCGGCGGGGCGCGGGCCAGGGAUAACACCAGGCCGGUCAGUCUCGUCCUGCCCAAUAGCGCACAGGGCGACGCCAUAAGGCAACACAUACCCAUGAACCUCGACCUGGAAGGCAGCUCUGAUGACCUAUCAACUAAGGUGUCCAAACUUCAGACGAACGAUGCACCUGGUCCCCGUCCUCGCCCUACCAGUCUUAACGUGACGCAUGAAGGAACUCUUCUGAAGGACCUGAGGAAAAGCAGCCCAGUGGAUGCUCUGAAGGACAGAUUUCUCAGUCACAUAACUCCGACAAGUGAAUCUUCACCUGGUAUCACCGACGUGCACUACAUUCCUGUGGAGGUAGAGGCGACCAAGACUGUCCCCACCACCAGCAGGGUACCCGAGGACACAGCCUCUCGCGGUCGCCACACAGCUACUGGGGUGCCACUCCAUCAGCGUCGGGGUAAAGGUGUUAAUAGUCUUGUGAUAGUGGACGAUGACAAGUCUAGCACUUCUUCUAGUCAGGUGAGUACAAGUACAAGUGAAGACAAUAGUAAUGCAACAUCGAGUGCGGAUAGUGAGGGUGGUGUUGACAGUAAGGGCGGGUGGAAGGUGCCCCAUCUGGCAGACAAGGCCGCAGCUGGCAACUCAAGUGCGCUGAAUCUCGGCCCUGACCCGUUCCAGCAGCACUCUUCCAGCAGAGGUGGCGGUGCUGACUCACGCGCUCAGCCUCAUGGUAUCGGCAGUGGCAGCGUUACGGGCGGGUCUAAACCAAAGCCCAGCCCACUCUUGUCCUCCACAUCUCCAUCAGACUCCGAUCCAGACGUCGAUGAGAUCAUCAGUCAAGCUGAGCGAGUCAUCGAAGAAACGAGGAGAUUAUCGGCGAGUGCCGCUAAUGACUCCCUGGUGGUGAAUGAUUUAGGCAGAGACAAGCACAGUGCAAUAAAGAGAGACAAAGUAAAGUCUACCGGUACUACCUCUAAACGGUCUGGAUUUAACUUGGCUCCAAACAUCGACACCCGGAGCUCGCCGGAGUCCAACUUCGUGGAGAUACAGGAGGAGGACCAUACACAACACAAUAAAGGUAAAGGCGAGGAAGCCGAAGGUGUAGUAGAGGGCUGCCUCUCUAUACCCUUGCUUGGGCCUGCUGGCCGCCCAGGACGACCCCGUCACAAGCCCACCCGCACCGCCCAUACACAUGUUGCUACACCGCCCACUCGUAACGACUCUCUGCUCAUUGAGGCUGUUGACGAUACUGAUGACGUCACUGAGUGUGAGGAGGUGCGUCCCACAAUAGUAAAGAGUCCAGAAAUACAGAGUAGUGACGUCAUGGGUUGUGCGCGAGAGAGCGGGCGAGGUGGGGGUUCUGAGGCCCCCCCGUCCCCCCAGGAGGCGCCACCACGCACCCUCGCACACCAGGCCCAGCCCACCCGAGCACCGCGCCGCCCCUCCAGCCGCGAGAGGAUGGGCGGCCUCUUCUCACGGGGACGGCUCCGACUCUCCACGCUACACUCCAUCCUCCUCACCAAGUGUCGCCGCUGCCUCCACCAGGAGCAAGGUUUCGUCAACACCACAAACACCCUCCACGCCCACACGUCCACACAGACCACGUGA